CAACACUAAGCUUGGCUGUACACAUUUACCGUCUCUCCUCUCCUCCUUAGGGUUCUUCUCUCCGAUCACUUCUCCGACGCAGAAAUGACCAAGUUCAGGAAGCUCGGCCGUCAUGCGGGUCACCGUAUGGCCAUGCUCAGGACUCUGGUGUCUCAACUGGUGAAGCACGAGCGUAUAGAGACCACCGUCACAAAGGCUAAAGAGGUCCGUCGUCUUGCUGAUAAUAUGGUUCAACUCGGCAAAGAGGGCACACUCGCCGCGACAAGGCAAGCAGGUGGUUUUCUCAGAGGAGAUGAUGUCAUUCACAAGAUUUUCACAGAAUUGGCAUAUCGAUACAAAGAUAGAACUGGUGGAUACACAAGAAUGCUACGUACUCGCAUAAGAGUUGGUGAUGCUGCCCCAAUGGCCUAUAUCGAGUUUAUUGACAGAGAGAACGAGCUUAGGCAAUCGAGUCCACCAACACCUCAACCACCACAACGAGUGCCGUUGGACCCAUGGGCAAAAUCCCGCCUCAUGAAGCAGUACGCUCCACCUAAGGAGGAGAAAACCUCUGAUUCCGAGCUAUAAUGUGGAAACCAAAACUACUUCUAUCCACCAAAUAUCUUGUUGUUGCCUCUUAUGUAAACUUUCUCUAUCAUUUAGCAUUUGCCAUACUAUGUUUUCAAAAGCUAAAGAAUAAAGUCAGCUUGUUUUAUUGGUUCUGAA
Messenger RNA from Eutrema salsugineum, 705 nucleotides. RefSeq names its product 50S ribosomal protein L17. Gene Ontology annotation, molecular function: structural constituent of ribosome. The record is from RefSeq and is a predicted model, not a curated record. Gene Ontology annotation, cellular component: ribosome; large ribosomal subunit. The transcript is spliced from 6 exons. Gene Ontology annotation, biological process: translation. Lineage: Eukaryota; Viridiplantae; Streptophyta; Magnoliopsida; Brassicales; Brassicaceae. Bases 85 to 567 code for a protein of 160 amino acids.